AUGGAUGAAGUUCAAGAUGAUAGCAAAAGUUCUCGAAAAAGCCGUUCUCGAUAUACUCCGGACAUUGAAGAACCAAGACACAAGCGUCGUCGUGAACAUGCAGGAAGCUUGGAUAAAUCGCUGAAAUCGAAGCGUCCCAGACGUCGUAGAAUCUCACGUAGUGUAUCAACCGAAACAAGUGAACGAGAAAGUCGAUCGAUGACGCGGAGGAAAAGGAGAAAAUCCCGGAAACCGAGCCGCAGACGCAGACAUGAACACCGACCAAGCCGCAGCACGGAGAGGAGCCGAGGAGAGAAGCAACGUUCAAGGCGCAGGCGCAGGCACGUAUCAUCUGAUCGUGGGAGCAGCUCAUCGAGUAGCACCGUAAGUGGAACACCAUCACCAGACGCGUCAAAAAUUGGUGUUGCUGGUAUACUUAUGCAAAAGGACAAAGAUGGACAGUUUCGACCAGUAGCUUAUUAUAGUCGAAAAACGUCUGAGGAUGNGGAGAGAAGCAACGUUCAAGGCGCAGGCGCAGGCACGUAUCAUCUGAUCGUGGGAGCAGCUCAUCGAGUAGCACCGUAA
This is a messenger RNA of Ostrinia furnacalis (Asian corn borer), 564 nucleotides long. Its product is annotated as luc7-like protein 3. The transcript is spliced from 2 exons. The record is from RefSeq and is a predicted model, not a curated record. Lineage: Eukaryota; Metazoa; Arthropoda; Insecta; Lepidoptera; Crambidae. Bases 1 to 564 code for a protein of 187 amino acids.